AAGCGUGACAAUUGACGAAUAUACCACGCGUUGCGUUAGGCUAGAUCCGCUCCCCUGCAGGCCACGCCUUCUCGCCGCUCGCGGAACCACCGCCGCCACCUCACCACUCCAGCUCCAGCCCCCGCCCGCCAUAAUCGCGUCCCCUUCUCGUCCUUCCAGAGCUUCUUAAACCACCCGGCCCGCUCCCAGCGUCCCUUCUCCGCCCACAGCCAGCGGCGAACUCGAUCGAGCAGGAUGGGGUUUAUCGGCGCGCACGGCGUGGAGACGCUGAAGCGGUAUAGGUACAGUGGAGAGGACCGCUCGGUGGUGGCCAAGUACGUGCUGCAGCCCUUCUGGAGCCGAUGCGUCACUCUCUUCCCGCUCUGGAUGCCACCAAACAUGAUCACACUUACAGGAUUUUCGUUUCUAGUACUAUCAGCGCUGCUUGGCUAUAUAUGUUCGCCUCACCUUGACACUGCUCCCCCUAGGUGGGUCCAUCUUGCCCAUGGAUUACUUCUCUUCUUGUACCAGACUUUUGAUGCUGUUGAUGGUAAACAAGCAAGGCGUACUAGCUCAUCGAGUCCUCUUGGAGAACUUUUUGAUCAUGGAUGUGAUGCACUUGCGUGUGCUUUUGAAGCAUUGGCCCUUGGAAGCACCUUGAUGUGUGGAGGAUGGACACUUUGUUUCUGGGUAGUUGCCGCUGUCCCGUUCUAUCUUGCAACCUGGGAACACUUCUUUACAAAUACGCUCAUUCUGCCUACAAUAAAUGGACCAACGGAGGGCCUGAUGCUGAUCUAUGUAUCACAUUUGUUUACAUUUUUUACUGGCGCUGAAUGGUGGGCACAGGAUUUUCGGAAAUCACUACCCUUUUUCGGUUGGAUUCCACUUCCAUUUCUUUCUGAAAUUGAAAUUCCUUUAUAUGUUCUUGUGCUGAUUCUUAUGAUCGUAUGUGCUGUUAUACCUACUGUUAGAUCCAAUGUCAGCAAUGUCCAAGAGGUAGUUGAGGCACGAAAAGGAAGCAUGGCAUUAGCAUUAGCCAUGAUCCUUCCUUUUAUUGUACUGUUAGCUGGAGUUGCUAUCUGGUGCUAUCUUUCUCCUUCAAGUAUAAUGAGGAACCAGCCACAUUUGCUCGUGAUUGGAACUGGCUUUAAUUUUGGAUAUUUGGUGGGAAGAAUGAUACUUGCUCAUUUGUGUGAUGAACCCAAAGGUCUAAAAUCUGGGAUGUUCAUGUCUCUGGUGUUUCUUUGUUUUCCAAUUGCAAAUGCUCUCAUUGCAAAGAUCAACGAUGGGAGUCCUUUAGUUGAUGAGCUUGUUCUGCUGCUGCUUUAUUGUGCAUAUACAGUGGGUCUCUACCUGCACCUCGCUGUGUCGGUUGUGCAUGAAAUCAAGGAUGCCCUUGGAAUCUAUUGCUUCAGGAUAACUAGAAAGGAGGCUUGAACUUUGUAGUGAAGAUAUAUUAUUAUUACUUCACAAGUGCUAGCGAGGAGCAACACAGUUCGUCACCGUGCACGCUGGGAGUGUGUGUGCCCCUCUGAAAUGCCACAGCCAUCUGUUUGUUGAGCAGAGGGAUCUAGGGAUUGUAUUGCGCAGUUAUCUUGGUCAUAUAACAAUAUAGCAGUGUGAUGUACACUGUAGUAGGGUCGUUAGAAGAUAUACUGUGAAAAACUUGCUUGGAGAAAGUGAUCGUAGCAUGUGAUUAUCUUGGUUAUUGUCUACACCCUCCGUUUUUUUUUAAAAAAAAAAUAUGUAUUAUAUUUCGCUAUAAAUCUAGAUAAACAUCUAUUUAGACUCGUA
This is a messenger RNA of Zea mays, 1773 nucleotides long. Its product is annotated as choline/ethanolaminephosphotransferase 1. The transcript is spliced from 18 exons. Gene Ontology annotation, molecular function: phosphotransferase activity, for other substituted phosphate groups. NCBI's taxonomy places the organism in Eukaryota, Viridiplantae, Streptophyta, Magnoliopsida, Poales, Poaceae. The record is from RefSeq and is a predicted model, not a curated record. Gene Ontology annotation, biological process: phospholipid biosynthetic process. The coding region runs from base 235 to 1416 and encodes 393 amino acids. Gene Ontology annotation, cellular component: membrane.